CAAAAACUGGAAUAAACCAAUGAGUAUAUGACUUCUGAACGAAACAUCACAUAAAAUACUCUUGUAUCAAAACAUAAUCUCCAAUUACCACUAGAAAUUUAUAAUGUUUUCUUUUUCAUUUUUCCACUUUUUAACAAAAACAAUUGGUCACAAUACAUCUCCAAUUACACUUUUGAGAGAAGCUUAACAAAAAUUCUUUGCAAAAAACAUGAUAAUCCAAACUGCUUUUGAGCACAAGUAAGUAUAAAGAUAAUCUUACACUUUAUUAAACUUUAAUAUUUUCACACCAUAACACAUAACAGAUGUUGGUAGGGAAGAAUGAUUUUUGUGUUAAAAUAAAGAACUGAUGGUGCACUUGUUUUCAUUGUAGUAAAACAUCUGGGCAUAUAUGAAAUGUCUUGGAAAGUAUUUUUGAGUCAGAAAAUGGUGUUGUUGGUUUAACAGAGGUAAUUCUAACCAAAGAAAAGUGGAAGAAAAACUAAAAUGGAUGUAGUGGGCAACGAAGAUACUGCAGAAAAAAAUCUAAAACCCAUCCCAAGAGAAAGAGCGUUUUUAGAAACGUUUUGUUAUACCAUUGCACAAUUUCAAUUUGAUCGUGCUCAAGAGUUUGUGGAAAAGGAACGAGAGAUGUUUAAACCAGAAGCAGGUUCUAAUUGGAAUGCAUUGUUAAAUGCUUUGCUUACAUUUGCACAUGCUGAGAAGAACUAUUUUACCAUGGCUUUUAUUGAGAAGAAAUUAUUCAAACAAACUAUCAGACCUUUAUAUACAAACUUGUCAGCAGAACUCACAAAGCAAGAAGUCGUGUUUGAUAGUCCAAAGUUGCAUUCUAAAAGUACUCCACAUGGUGUAGAAGCAUUGACUGUGGAGUUAUCCAAGCAAAUUAUACAAUUUACAUCUGCACGGCUUAAAAUGAUAGAUUUUUACGAAUUUAUGGCUAAAAGUGGAUGGAACCAUGCUCAAAAUAUUCAGGAAAUUAUUCAGUCCAUUACAAAUAUUAGCAUGGAGUUUUUAAAAGCAUUUCAUCACCCUAUACUUGAUCCUUUAAAGACAAGUUUUUCUUAUGAAGUUGAUAUUGUGAGUAACAUUUUUAAAAUUGAGAAUCAUUUAGCAGAAUGGGAUUUUCUUGAUUCUCUUUUAUUGUUACGAGAAUGCCAAGCAAAAUUAAGUGCAUGGAGUUCGCUAUCACCCUCUACUUCAGUAAAAGAACAGCUCUUAUCAACAUUUUCUUACAAAUCUCUUUUCAGUCGUUCCAACAAAAAACAAACUGAGAUGACACCAUUUUUAUAUCAGUGGUUGAUUUCGAUGUAUUCAAGUCUGUUGUCAAAAUUCUCAUUUUAUUUUUUUACUUCACUGAGUGCUCAAGCACCAGCAGCUGAUAUAAAAGCGUCACUGUCUAAAACAAGCAUUGACUUUAUUAGUAAGUUUUUAAACUUUCAAAGAAAAACGGAUGUGCUAAGUAUGUCACUAGUAUUAGACACAACAACAAAGAAAAAUACAUUUAAGGGGCAUGGGUAUCAUUUGCGGAGUACUAUAUGUGAAAAACCGACUGGAAUGAAUUCGUAUCCCAGUGUUAUGAAUAUUCCAGAUAUUCGACCGAAGGAACACUGGCCAAAUGUUAUAUCAAUCAUAAACGAUCAGAGACAAGCUUUGAAUGUUACUGAUAAAAUUGUUUAUUUUUAUGAUCAGAAACUAGAAAGUUCUUAUUUCCUGAUUAAAGUGGACGUCAGGAUGACAUUAGUUUUAAUAUACAGUGUGAAGAGGAAAGAACGGGAUAAUUAUAUUCAAAAUUUUCUUGUUGACAUUCGAUCAUCAUUAAAUCACGAUAAACUUUACCACAUGUUACGUCCAGGACAGGCAAAAACGUUUUAAAGCCCUUGAUAAACUGGUAGAAGUUUCAACUUCAUGUAAGAAUAGUAUAAAGUAUUCCAUAAUGGUUCUUUUAAAUGGUUGUUUUUCUACUUUUCUUAAUGAAAGAAGACAGUAGUUGUAGUAUUUGUUUUUGAUAGAUGAUUUCAUGUGUGGUAAUGUGUUUACAUAAAAAAAAAUAGUCUGUGACAUAUUUCCAAAAGUUGCUAGAUGGAUGAAUUUAUAUUUUUAUAUAUGUAUUUAAGAGAAAAACACAAAAAAACAUUUAUAUAACAAAUUACUGUUGUUAAACACUUCUGACAUACAAAUCCAAAAAUUGUUUAUAUGCCAUAAUGUUUUACUGUUAUCGAAUUAUAUUAGUUCCAUAAAA
Messenger RNA from Hydractinia symbiolongicarpus, 2236 nucleotides. RefSeq names its product KICSTOR subunit 2-like. Gene Ontology annotation, cellular component: KICSTOR complex. The record is from RefSeq and is a predicted model, not a curated record. The transcript is spliced from 2 exons. Gene Ontology annotation, biological process: protein localization to lysosome; negative regulation of TORC1 signaling; cellular response to amino acid starvation. The coding region runs from base 484 to 1869 and encodes 461 amino acids. Lineage: Eukaryota; Metazoa; Cnidaria; Hydrozoa; Anthoathecata; Hydractiniidae.